Hypanus sabinus (Atlantic stingray) is the source of this 4075-nucleotide messenger RNA. Its product is annotated as carcinoembryonic antigen-related cell adhesion molecule 1-like. The record is from RefSeq and is a predicted model, not a curated record. Lineage: Eukaryota; Metazoa; Chordata; Chondrichthyes; Myliobatiformes; Dasyatidae. The transcript has 4 exons. Bases 47 to 619 code for a protein of 190 amino acids.
UCUCCGAGUGUAACUGCCUUCGUAAGGCGGCUGCUGCUCUGUCGAUAUGUUGCUGCUGCCCUUCCUGGCGCUUGUUCUUUGUUUCUUCGUAACUGAUGGUGAGGGCCUCCCGGACGGUGAGUCGCUGGAUUUUACCAUCAAAGUAGAACAGAGUCAAAUAAAUGCAACCGUCGGUGGAAAUGCGUUGCUUGAAGUGCAGCCGUCGGGGAACAUCUCCAGUGGAAGCUGGAGUUUUAAUGGGAAAACGGUCUGUCAGUGGAUCGGUGAACUCGUGUCCAUGGAUAAUUCCUAUACAUCGAGAGCUGAUCUAUUCAUCUCCAGCGGGUCGCUGCAGCUGAAGAUGGUGGAGAAGUCAGACAGUGGGGAAUACAUCGUGAACAUGGUGCCAACCAGAGGCUUACAAACCUCAGCGACCAUCACUCUCCAAGUGACCAAGCAUCCGAAUAGUCUGUCAGGUGGAGCGAUAGGCGGGAUUGUGAUUGGAUGCGUUGCUGGAGUGGUGAUGGCGAGUGGAUUCGUUUUCUGGUACAAAAGGAGAAAGGCAAGCAGAUGUCAUGGUCGAAUAACAAGGCAUCACCUCAGUGGACCACUGCAGUCACUUCCCCUUGGAAAGCCCUGAGGGACUAUAAAUCACCAUGUGGACAGUGGGUGGAGCCGCCAGCCUGCAGGGCCAGAGGCGUUAGUUUGAACUUGACCUCAAGGCCCGUCUUGCCUGUUGAGUUUGCUCUCUGUUUUACCGCAUGAGUAUACCCCCACAUCCCAGCAAGAUACAAGCUGGUUUUAUCACUAUUAAUCAAUUAUCAGGUGGAGUCAUUGAGAUGUUGGGAUUAACUUGAAUACCAGGAAUUAGAGGCAGGAGUUGUUUAAUCGGCCUCUCUAACGUGUCCCACAAUUCAAUUCUAUCAGUCCUCAGCUCCCACUUUGCUUUGCCUUUAAUCGUCCAUGCACCUCCCGACACCAAUGGCCUGUUCUCACCUCACAUCAGGACCGAGAUCCAGUGUUCAAUGACCGCUGCUCCUGUCCACUGCCCACUAACCAAUCCGGUAAUACUGAACCUUCGAUCAAGACUCUCCCAAGGGGUGAAAGAUAACCACAUCUGUCUUGUCCUGUGCCCUUGCGGUCCGCCAUGCUUCAGUAAGGUUACCCUCAUUCCUCUAUCAGCCGAGCAACUUAAACACAAAUUAGAAGUUAGAACACUGUAGCACAGGAACAGGCCAGCUGGCCCACAAUAUUGUGCUAAACUAAUUAUAUUGAUAAUCAAAUCCAACUAGAUGAGUCUAUUCUGCCUACACCAUACAGAUUUCCAAUUUCCUGCUCAUUGAUGUCCCGAGCCAGGAGUCCCUUGAACAACACCAUGGUAUAUCCCUCCACCACCACCCCAAGCAGCACAUCCCAGGCAGUCACCACUUUUUGUGCAUAAUAACUAACUAAAUAACUAAUUAAUUUAAAAAAGUCCCAAUAUCUCAUUUGAAUGUAUUCCCUCUCAAUUUAAGUGCAUGUCCUCUGGUUUUAGACAUUUCAAUGCAAGAAAAAUGAUACUCAAUCUCUAUCGAAGCCUCUUAUGAUCUGUCACUCCACGUAUUGAGCAGUGAAUCUCCUUUCAACUGCCUUCAGUUCCUGUCUCUCCUUAAACAAAUUCAUUUCCGUUCGUCCUGGUGUGGCCUUGCCCACAUAUCCAUAUCUCCUUCUUCCUAAACGCCAACCUGCUGCCAAUUACUAUGAUUAGUACCAAUGGGUGCUUAGUGAUUGGCACAGUUGUGGGGUCACAUGGCUUACUUCUGCCCGCUUUGGGGAAGGUAAUUACUGCCACGCUUGUUUGGUGGCCCGGCUACCCAAUACCCCCCUCCACACACACACACAGAACUCCUCAGUCCAAAAGCUCAUUCAGUGCUCUCCAGGGAUUGGCCAUUAUGGCCAAGGCACGGCCACCUCCGCAUGCAGCAGUCUCAGCCGCUGUAAAUAUUCAUCCGAAGGAGCUCAUCAACCAGCGGGACGCUUGACAAAGAUUGACUAGCAGUGAAUAGAAAACUAUAAUUGCUGCCAUCCCCAACACUUAAUAAUGAGGUUUCUCAACAGUAUUUGCUGACACAUCAUGAACAAUAAAUACCUGGCGCUAUUAGUUGGAGCUCCAGGGAGUUUUGCCACAAUUGUACUCCUGAUACUCGUAGCAACCCGUGUCACGACAUCUUAGUCUCCUGUUAUUUCGGUUACAUUACUACAAUGUGAAAUCUCCUGCUGGAGACCAUUAAAAUGCCCCAUGAAGUAACCCACCUUAAAUUUUUGGUGACUUCAUAUUUGGUCCCUCCCCAUUCACUCCUCAGCCAAGCGUUUUAAUGGAAAGUUAUCUAAACAAGUAUACGGAGUUAAGAUACCAGAGUAGAAUUAUGCCAUUUGGCCCAUCGAGUCUGCUCUGCUAUUUCAGCAUUGCUGAUCCAUGUUUCGUCUAUGCCCCAUCUCCUUCCUUCUCCCUCUAUCCCCCAUGCCCUGACCAAUCAAGAAUCUAUCAACCUCUGCCUUAAAUGUGUAUAAAGACUUGGCUUCCACAGAUGCCUGUGGCAACAAAUUCAAAAGAUUCUCCACUAUCUGGCUAAAGAAUUUCCUCCUCAUCUCCAUUCUAAAUGGCACCUCCCCUAUUGUGAGUCUGUGUCCUCUAGCCCUAGACACUUUCACCAUAGGAAAAUUCUCUCUGCAUCCACUUGAUCAAAUCCUUUCACCAUUUCAAUUAAGUCACCCGUCAUUCUACUUAAUUCUAGUGAAUAGAGGCCUGGAGCCAUCACACGCUCUGUACAUGACUAGCCAUUCAUCCUGAUGAUGUUUCAAGAUGUGAGGUUACAGACACACCUACAGACAGGCAGAGGCAGCAGUUGAUGUCAAAAUGAACCCAGUCAAGAGUCCUGACUCUCCAGAGUCUGUAGAUGCUCGAAGCUAGGCCAAUAUAUAGUCUGCAGGAGGGACUCGGAUGGGUUGAGCCGAGCAACAAAUGUUGGGGGAAGGGAAUUGUCCAGAGUUCCUCAGUGUCUCCCACCUGCUGUGCAAAUGCAACUUGAGUUUGUUUGUCAGACUGCAACUUUCCAUUUGGUUGGAUAAUGAUUUGACAAUUGGACUGCCAUAUCCUGCAAGUGCGGUUGGUUUGUGGGAGAAGUAAUGGAAUGAAUGGCUGUUUUCAAUACUGAGCGGCAUUGUUCUGUUUCUGUGUUUAUCGAUGUGUGUGAGAAUGUGUGACUUUCCUUAUCUGUAGGGGGGAGAGAGAGUGUGUGUGUGUGUGUGCGUGCGUGUGUGUGUGUGUGUGUGUGUGUGUGUGUGUGUGUGUGUGUGUGUGUGCGCGUGCGACAGAGCGUGUGAGAGAGUCUGUAAGUAGGUGAGUGUCGGUUUGGGUGGGUAUGUGUGAGUCUGAGAGAGUGAGUGUCUAUGUAUUAGAAUGUGUGUGUGUGCGAAUGUGUGCAAUUAUGUGAGAGAGACUCAGCAUCUGUGCGUGUGUACGUGUGUGUGUCUUCUAGGCUACUGAGUGUUACUCCAGCAUUAUGUUUGCCAAAGGGCAAAUACCCCAGUGUGCAGUCAAGAGAAAUUGCAUUGGAUUGUGGUAAAUAUUGUGGUACACAGGAGUAAGUGUAAGGAUGUGGCUGUGGGAAAUACCCCUUCAGUAGAUGAAUUGAGUGACCUUGUUUAUGUCUUUCUGGGACAAGCAUUUGACCUUGGUUUAUUAUUGCCACAAGUAUCUAGGUAUAGUAAUCAUGAACACUGUUCCUUUUUGCCAUCCAAAAUAGAUUGUGAUGCUAGAUUUUAAGAGACAGACCACAAUGUUUCAAUUGCAGUGAAACUGCGGUACAGGUAGACAAAUAAAGCAUGGGUGAUGCAAGACUGUGCAAAACUCGUAGGCAUCUUAGGUUUAUUUAUUAACUAUUUUUAGAUGUUUAUUUUUAGUCUUUAACAUUAGUGUUUCAUUAGAAAGAGAAAUUUUAGUUUUCCAAACAUUCAUUGAGCAAAUCAAGGAAAAAGCUUGAAAAUGUAUUGUAUUUCAUUUAAAAAGUAACAUUUUAAGUAAUAGACUGCUUUUGAAAUAAAUCUUGAUUACUCU